GUUAACAAUACAAAGUGUGGAAAAAAUUAAAGUACCGUGGAAUUCAGGACUUGCGCGGUUAAGAGUGCAGGAGCAUGGAUGAAUUUAAAACCAUAACAGCGACCACUUCAGUGGUAAAAAUUUCGGCUUGUUUGGAAAAGAUUUACAAAAAAAUUGUUGAAAGCCGUGACAAGAAAAUAGCCGAAUUUAAUAUUAGAGAAAUUGAGUUUCUAAAAACCCAAUGCAAAACCGACAACAUACAAUUAUGUUUAAUGAGUUGUCAGACUUUCGUGCGUUUAGUUGAUAAUGGUACCUUGGAAACGACGAACGUUUUAACUAUAUUAAUGUCUUUAUUGCCUAAUUCAAGUCCUUUACAAUGUAAUGCUAUAACUGAAUCUAUUAUUAACCUGCUGCUGAUGAAUAUAAAACGAAAAGUUUCAUCGCUUAAGGAAAACGAAACGUUUCAAUCGCAAUAUGGUCUCAAAACUCAGCAACAUCCGAUGAUUACUCUAUUACAAAAUCCCGCUGUAAAUAUGAACGAUAUUGCGAAUAAAAUUAACGGCAUUUGUAAUCACUAUGAUAAACAAAUAAAAGAUGUCAGUAUCGAGUAUUUAAGACCGGUUUAUUUGUAUAUACUUUGCAAUCCACAAACUUUACCGGAUUCAAAAGCUAUUUGGACUGGAUUGUUGAUUUUAAGUCGUCAAAAUAAAGAGGCCAAGGAAUUAAUGCAAGACAUUCUAUCGUGGAGUAAAAUUUCAUCUUCGCAAAAUUGUCUUUUCACGAGCAUCCUCUUAAUAGAAGCCAUUGAGUACUUCCUGUACAAUAAGGACUUUAAGCAGUGUUUGGAUUUAAGCAUAUAUCAAUUAUUAGUUAUAAAUUACUUAACUAAAUACGGCAUUGAUCCUCGGCCAAGUCUACGUUGUAUCUUAAGGGUGCUGCAUGCAACAAAGCAAGAGUCACGUGAUUAUUAUAAUGUAAUGUUAAUAUUGCUAGCAGAUAUCAUACAUAUCUUGGUACCUGCAUAUUUGCCUGAUUUGAUGCGUGUAAUCAGUUUCAUAGUUGUGCAGGAGAGCUGUGGGCAUCAAUACAUUCUGAACAUGUGCCUUGAUGGUAUCAUCCAGUGGAUGUCUCAGACUGCAUUCAUACCCGCAGACGGUUUAGCCAUCGCUCAUCAAAUUGUGCGCAAAAUUCUCAAUAUAUCCAAAGGAACUGAUCAUUCCCUAUCCGUGAAUACCAAACAAAUUGAUCCGUUGAGCAUAAAAUGCUACCAUUCCAAUAUAGCGAUAGCCGUAGAUUUAGCUAAAUUGGUAGAAUUCUUUGACGAAUCAGAAUUCAAAGACGUCUUUUACUUUGUGGACACUUUGAACGUUAAAGCGAACUCAGCAUUUAGUCAACGCUUGCAUUUAUUUCUAAGAGCUUUAUUUCUUUCGCGUGAUCUCUCCAUGGAUUGUUGGUUUAAAGUCUAUCAAGUCCUAUUAGAGAUAAUAAAAGUCAACAAUGGCAUAGCCUACGAUUUUUUAAUGACCUAUCUCUUCAAAUUGGGCGAUGAACAUAGUCCGGAAAUACAAAUCGAACUCUUGAGGGGUUUACCAAAUUUUGCCGUCUCCAAGGAUAAUAUACCUAUGAUUUUGAAUACUGUACAUAUCUUAACGACUGAAAAUCCCACCUUUUGCAUGGAUUUGUACUUGAGACUGUGGCGUGUUGAGACGCGGACAUAUCCUUUUCUUAUUAAGUUGCUAGCACUGCCUUUCAAAGACGCACAACGUAAAUGGGAAUUUGAAAUUGCCAAAACGCACACCAUACGCGAAAUAUGCUUAGAGCAACCUACGCAACAUGGUUCCGAAUUAGUAUCACAUCUUUCCGACAUUUUAAACACCUGUACAGAUGAAUCCGGAGACUUAGCGACAUCCCUGGCAUUGGAUGCUAUAGUGGCUUUGUGCGACAGUCAUACUGUAAAUAUAGCCUCUACUUGGCGUGUUUUGAGCAGCAAAUUUCGUCAUGAAAAAAGACCACGUGCCCUAAAAUCUUUAUAUCGGUUUUUUGCUCAUGUUCCUCUUUUACAAACUCCUACUUUAGAAUUUGAGCAACUCGUUGAUGAAGCAUUGGAUCAAUUAUGGAUGACUAUAAGUCGUUCAGAUAGCGAAUGCAAUUUGAUAUGCGAAGCUUUGGCCGCUUUAAAGCAAUAUGAAAUUGGUAGCUUGUUAACUUUGCGUCACAUACCGCCACAAUUUCGUCAGAAUUUACAUGUGGCGCGUGAAUACACAGCACCCGACGGUCGGGCUGUAGUAGAUUUGCAGCAAGAAAUGGUACCUGGUGAGUGCUGGGUGCAAUUACUGCAGAAAAUACGUCCCGAAUGCGGUAAUGCAGCAGCCGAUUUAAUAGCUCAUUAUAUUUACAAUGAAAUCAAUAAUUAUCGAAGUGGUGUCUACCGUUUACCCGAAAUCCGACCGGAGCCGCGAAAAUUGCAAGGCUUAUCUGCCCAAAGCCCUUUAAGAGCGACAGUUGCUUAUUUGGUCAAUCAAGCACGUUUCGGCGAUCAUAACAUUACUGAACCUCACGCGAUCACAAACGCCUUAAGAGCUAUAUCGAAAAAGUUCCCCAAGCCUAUACCGCCAUUAGACUGGUGUUUUCUGCACAGUUUCUUUCACUUAUCAUUUGAAGCACGCAAGUAUUGCAUCUUAAUAGCAAAAAAUCAAUUAUUGCAUUCGGGUACAGCCCGCCGUAUAAUAGAAAAUUUCCUCGUCGAAUUUGAGCCCAAUUGCUUCGAAGAGGAUUUACUUUUAUUGUUCUCAUUACUACCAGAAAUUGGUAACGGUGUUAGUUUAACAAUAUUGAAAACAUUUGCCGAAAAAGUGGCUCUAUAUUGUUUUAAAGAAUCUCAGCUGAGUGGCUUUGCUGAUGGCUGCUUAUUUGAAAAGUUUUUGGAAAGCGUGCGACUAGUAUUUACUGGUAAAUGUGAUAUACCAGAAGUAUUAGAUGUCUUCACAUUAAUAGUAGAGCGUUAUAUAGAUUCAAUGGACAUUGAUUCUCGUCUAUUUGAGCGUUACACUGAGGUUGUAGCCUUACUAAAUACUAACGCUAUUGAAGGUCUGACAUCACCGGCCAAUUGGUGGGAAACUCCUACCGGUAAACUUAAGAAAGCGACUAUUAUCCGCUCUUAUUUAGUAUUAUAUAAUAAUCAGCUGAAUAAUCCAUUAAAAUGGUUAAAUCCAAUUAUUGAUGCAUUUGCUAAACGGCAAGAAGAACAUUUGUUUUUCUACCACCAUUUAGCUACAACUUUGUAUGCAUUUAAUAACGAUGAACAAUCUUGCAACUGGGUAAUGGAAAUGUUUCUCCAAAUACAAGCACUGCUAGCAGAGUCUUCUAAUAAGGAAAAACUCGAUAAAGCCUUGUAUUUGUUGGACAUAUUCAUCUUAAGUGUUGACGUGCUGUCUGGCUGUGCAGUAUUGUUAGGUAAUUUGGAUGUGGUAGCUACUCAAAAUGCUGAACGUUAUCAUAUAUUUCCCGAAAGUCUUCAACUUUUAUGUGAUCAUAUUUUCUGGAAGGAUCAAGAAGCCAAGAUUUAUGAAUUUUUAUACAAUUUAUUUAAAAACAACGCCAUACCCGACAUUUAUUCUAAAACCUUUAAAGACGCCAUUAUAUGUUCGCGAAAUAAGUCGUACUUUGAAACUAAAGGUAUUUGGACCAAAUAUGUGGGCUUGCGGAAAUAAUGGCAGAACCUGGUUAAAUGUGUUUUCCUAUUUAUUCAUUUCUUUUAAAGGCACGAACGAAACGCCAUUAUCCGUUAACUUUUUU
Molecule: messenger RNA, 3774 nt
Organism: Glossina fuscipes
Lineage: Eukaryota; Metazoa; Arthropoda; Insecta; Diptera; Glossinidae
Product: focadhesin
Exons: 7
Coding region: 75-3689 (1204 amino acids)
Biological process (GO): regulation of post-transcriptional gene silencing
Source: RefSeq, a predicted model, not a curated record